AACGAUCUGCAGCAUCCAGCGGGCGCGGGGCCCGACUGGCCAAUGGGAGAACGGCAGGGGGCGGGACGUGUCCGCGGCGCUCACACCUCCACAUAUCGAUAAAUCAGUGGAGCCGGAGAGCGAUCGAGUUUCCGCCGCGCACCGACCUGUGGACGUUCACGCCGACACGGAGACGGAGACGCAGGCGGCCGCUUGACGGGGACGCGCACCGGGACACCCGCUGACAUGGACGUGUCCGUCUGACGCGCGCUCUCUCCAGCAGGUCCACCGAGCAUGUCGACGGCAGAAGGAGGCAGCCAGCGCGAGGAGGGGGAGUACGGAAGGGCGGCGAAGAGGCUGAAAACGGAGGAGAGGGAGGAGGUGGAGGAGGAGGGGGAAGAGGAGCUGGAGGAGGGCGAGGAUUCCGACUCCGGCUCGCUGCCCGGUAACGGGGAGCCGGCGGGGGACACGCGGGCCCGCUGGAGCGAGAGCCAGUACGACGCGGGGCGGAAGGACAAUGGCGAGGACUCACACCGCAUCUCUCCCAGCCCGGUGGUCCAUGUCCGGGGUCUGUGUGAGGCCGUGGUGGAAGCAGACCUGAUAGACGCCUUGGAGAAGUUUGGCUCCAUAUGUUACGUGAUGAUGAUGCCGUUCAAGCGCCAGGCCCUGGUGGAGUUCACUGCGGCGGAGAGCGCCGACCGCUGCGUGUCCUGUGGAGCCAAGGAGCCCGUGUACAUCGCAGGCCAACAGGCGUACUUCAAUUACUCCACAUCCAAGAGGAUCACCAGGCCGACCAACGCCGACAACCCCAACAGUGGCAACAAGGUGCUGCUGCUCUCCAUCCAGAAUCCCCUGUACCCCAUAACCACGGACGUCCUGUACACCGUGUGCAACCCCAUCGGCAGCGUGCUGAGGAUCGUCAUCUUCAAGCGAAAUGGAAUCCAGGCCAUGGUGGAGUUUGAGUCGGUUCAGUGUGCUCAGAAGGCCAAGGCUGCUUUGAACGGAGCGGACAUCUACGCCGGCUGCUGUACGCUCAAGAUUGAAUACGCACGGCCAACACGGCUGAACGUGAUUAAGAAUGACAACGAGAGCUGGGACUACACCAAACCCUACCUGGUCAGACGAGACCGUGGGAAGGGAAGGCAGAGACAGGCCAUAUUGGGAGAACACCCAUCGUCCUACAGUGAUAACGGCUAUGGUUCCCCUUGCCCCCUGCUGCCUCUGCCAGGCAACAGCAGGUACAAGCUCAGCUCAGCGGACGUUCCAGACAUGGUGUCCUACCCGCUGCCCCAGUCCUCCUCCUCGUACUCUGCCCACGCACCCAGCUCCGUCGCCAUGGUGAGCGGCCUCCAUUCCUCCAAGAUGAACUGUACCCGCAUCUUCAACCUCUUCUGCCUCUAUGGCAACAUUGAGAAGGUAAAGUUCAUGAAGAGUGUGCCUGGCACAGCGUUGGUUGAGAUGGGAGAUGAGUAUGCUGUGGACAGAGCCAUCACACACCUCAACAGCAUCAAGGUGUUCGGCAAGAGACUCAAUGUCUGUGUGUCCAAGCAGCACGCAGUGAUCCCCAGUCAGGUGUUCGAGUUAGAGGACGGCAGCAGCAGCUACAAGGACUUUGCCAUGACGAGGAACAACCGCUUCAGCAGCGCCGGACAGGCCUCCAAAAACAUCAUCCAGCCUCCGUCUGCAGUGCUGCACUACUAUAACGUCCCCCCGUGCAUAUCCCAGGAGCAUCUACUCCGGCUGUGUACGGAGCACGAUGUGCCCGGCUUCGUCAAAUUCAAGAUGUUUGAUGCCAAACCCUCCUCUAAGACCAUCUCUGGCUUGUUGGAGUUUGACAGUAAGACGGAGGCAGUGGAGGUUCUUACUGUUCUCAACCACUACCAGAUAAGGAUACCCAACGGGUCCAACCCAUACACCCUGAAACUGUGUUUCUCCACCUCGUCUCAUCUAUAAGACGUCGCAGAGCACAAGAAGAGCCCGAUGAUGGCCGACCUUUGACCCGGGAGAGGGAGACGGACUCGUAGACAGGUGCAGCAGAGAUGUAUGAAAGAAGGAGGAAAUGAGUGAGACAAAUGUGGAAGGAGAUGAAAUUGGUGACUUUUUUUAGGGGAGCCAAGACGCUAUCACACAAACAGUCAUCACCUAAUGUCCAAUCACAACUCAGCAAGCUGACAGUCAGAAAUACUCUAAUGACAGACUGAAAUAAAAGAAAAGAAAGAAUGGAAGACAUGAGAAGCAAAAACCAGACAGAAA
Messenger RNA from Gasterosteus aculeatus aculeatus (three-spined stickleback), 2232 nucleotides. Its product is annotated as heterogeneous nuclear ribonucleoprotein L-like. The record is from RefSeq and is a predicted model, not a curated record. Gene Ontology annotation, biological process: mRNA processing. Gene Ontology annotation, cellular component: nucleus. Gene Ontology annotation, molecular function: RNA binding. NCBI's taxonomy places the organism in Eukaryota, Metazoa, Chordata, Actinopteri, Perciformes, Gasterosteidae.